GACAUGAACGAGGUGGCGAGUUUCGUGGCCGGAUCCCGCAGCGGCUGCGAGCAGAACGAGUGGAACUUCCCCCCAUACACACCCCACGUGGUGGAGAGGCUGCUGUUCUCCAAGACGCUGUGCAUGGAUGCAGUGCAGCAGUGGGGCCGGCAGUACGACACCCACAACCUCUACGGAUAUUCCAUGAUCCUCUCCACGCAGCAGGCCAUCGAAACUGUGUUUCCUGGCAAACGAAGUUUCCUCCUCUCGAGGUCGACGUUUGUGGGGUCGGGGAAAUACUCAGGGCAUUGGUUGGGGGACAACACAGCAUCGUGGGAUCAGCUGAAGUGGUCAAUCCCUGGAAUUCUGGAAUUCGGGCUCUUUGGGAUCCCCUAUGUCGGUGCUGACAUCUGUGGGUUCUUUGAGAACACAACAGAGGAGCUGUGCAGGCGCUGGAUGCAGGUGGGAGCAUUUUACCCCUUUUCCAGGAACCACAACACCGAACUCUGCUCUCCCCAGGAUCCAGCCUACUUCGGCGCCGACUCCAUUUUGGUGACAUCCUCCAUCCAUUACCUGAAUAUCCGCUACACGCUGCUGCCCUACCUCUACACCCUCUUCUACAAAGCUCACACACAGGGGGACACGGUGGCACGGCCCCUCAUGCACGAGUUUUACUCAGAUGAAGCCACGUGGGGCGUGGACAAGCAGUUCCUGUGGGGCCCUGCGUUGCUCAUCACCCCGGUGAUGGACCCAGGGGUGGAGGUGAUCCAAGCAUACAUCCCUGAUGCUGUGUGGUACGAUUACGAAACGGGAGCCAGGAUCUCGUUCCGCAAGCAGAACGCAGAGCUUUACCUCCCUGCUGACAAAAUGGGGCUGCACCUCCGGGGGGGACACGUGGUGCCCACCCAGCGCCCCAACACCACCACUGUUACCAGCCGCAGGAAUGCACUGGGGCUGAUUGUGGCACUGGACGACAGUGGGACAGCAGUGGGGGAGCUUUUCUGGGAUGAUGGUGAAUCCACGGGUGAGUGUCACGGAGGAAUAUAUAUGCAUAAAUAUGCAAAUAACGAGCUCCGGAUGAACGUCACCAACAGAGGCUACGAUGACCCCAACCAGCUGAGCUUCCAGGAGCUCCGCAUCCUGGGCCUCCAGCAGGAGCUGACGGAGCUGACGGUGCUGCAGGGCAACGCCGUGCAAAACUCCUCCCACAGCAUCACCUACAGACCCACCGAAAAGAUUGAUGAUUACGCCAAUAAACGCUACGAGGUGCCGGUGCCACUCAACCUCCCCAGCACCCCCACGAGCUCCAUCGAGCGCCGCCUCUACGAUGUCAGCGUUCAGACCAAACCUUUCGGGAUCCAGAUCCGCCGCAGGAGCACUGGGACUGUCAUCUGGGAUUCGCAGCUGCCCACCUUCACCUUCAGUGACAUGUUCAUCCAGAUCUCCACCCGCCUGCCCUCCUCCUACCUCUAUGGCUUUGGUGAGACCGAGCACACUCAGUACCACCGUGACAUGAACUGGCACACGUGGGGCAUGUUCAGCCGGGACCAACCCCCUGGGUACAAGCUGAAUUCAUACGGUGUCCAGCCAUUCUACAUGGGUCUGGAAGAAGAUGGCAACGCCCAUGGAGUUCUCUUGCUCAACAGCAAUGGAAUGGAUGUAACAUUCCAGCCCACGCCAGCUCUCACCUACCGCACCAUUGGGGGAAUUUUGGACUUUUAUGUUGUUUUGGGUCCGACGCCGGAGGUGGUGGUUCAGCAAUACACCGAGCUGGUGGGGCGACCAGUGAUGCCACCCUACUGGGCGCUGGGCUUCCAGCUGUGCCGCUAUGGCUAUGAGAACGACUCCGAAAUUGCCCAGUUGGUGGAGGACAUGAAAGCAGCCCAAAUACCUUACGACGUGCAAUACACGGACAUUGAUUACCUGGAACGCCAGUUGGACUUCAAGCUGAACCCACGCUUUUCCGGUCUGCCGGAGCUCAUCAAUAAAAUCCGUGCAGAAGGAAUGAGAUACAUCCCCAUUCUGGACCCGGCCAUAUCAGCAAACGAAACCGAUUAUCUGGCUUUCACGAGGGGAAGGGAGAAGGAUGUCUUCAUCAAGUGGCCCAACUCCGAGGACAUCAUCCUUGGGAAGGUCUGGCCAGAUUUUCCCAACAUAGUGGUCAAUGAUUCCGUUGACUGGGACACGGGAGUAGAGCUCUUCCGUGCAUACGCUGCAUUCCCCGACUUCUUCCGCAACUCCACGCUGGAGUGGUGGAGCACAGAACUUCAGGAGCUCUAUGAGAACCCCCACAACGCCUCCCUCAGCCUCAAAUACGACGGCAUUUGGAUCGUGAGUGCCAGUUUUGCCCUUUUCUACCUUUUUUUGGGUUAUUAUUAAAAUGUGCUUCUUUUCACCCCAUUUCCCACAGAAUUGGGGUGGAGAGAGGAGGGCCUGGCCUACAAAACCAUCUGCAUGGAAGGAGUCCAGAUCCUGGCAGACGGCACCGAGCUGCGCCACUACGAUGUCCACAACCUCUAUGGGUGGGCCCAGACCAAACCCACCUUGGAUGCACUGCGGAGCAUCACGAAGGAGCGGGGCAUCGUCAUCACGCGCUCAACCUACCCCACCAGUGGGCAGUGGGCAGGACAUUGGCUGGGGGACAACACGGCUGCAUGGGACCAGUUGGCAAAAUCCAUCAUUGGUAUGAUGGAGUUCAGCCUCUUUGGAGUGUCCUACACCGGAGCAGACAUCUGUGGGUUCUUCUCAGAUUCAGAAUAUGAACUGUGUGCCCGCUGGAUGCAGCUUGGAGCUUUCUACCCAUUUUCAAGGAACCACAACGGGAAAGGCGCCAAGUAUAAAUCUGGGAUUCAAAGGUUUGUGGAAGACAGGACGACGUGGGAAAUAUAUAAGCAAUUUCUCUGGGGCCCAGCGCUGCUCAUCAGCCCCGUGCUGGAUCAGGGCGCUGUGUCGGUGAAUGCCUACCUCCCGAAUGCCCGCUGGUAUGAUUAUCACACAGGAGAAUAUGUCGGAUUCCGGGGAGAAUUCCGAAAUCUGCCCUCUCCUUUGGAGCACAUCAACCUCCACGUCCGCGGCGGUUUCAUCCUCCCCCAACAGACCCCCGCCAACACCACAGCCUACAGCCGAAAGAACCCAUUAUCUCUUCUGGUGGCUCUGAACGACAGCCAGGAGGCAGAGGGGCAGCUUUACUGGGACGACGGCGUGCGCAUCGACGCCUACGAGGACGGCGCUUAUCUGCUGACCUCCUUUAUUGCUCGCCAGGUCCUUUUGGUCACCCAGCUUGCCCUGGAGUUAGGCAGAGAUUACACGUUGGAGUGGAGCUGA
This is a messenger RNA of Phasianus colchicus (ring-necked pheasant), 3303 nucleotides long. The record is from RefSeq and is a predicted model, not a curated record. NCBI's taxonomy places the organism in Eukaryota, Metazoa, Chordata, Aves, Galliformes, Phasianidae.